Xenia sp. Carnegie-2017 is the source of this 3469-nucleotide messenger RNA. RefSeq lists its product as uncharacterized. The transcript has 21 exons. Lineage: Eukaryota; Metazoa; Cnidaria; Anthozoa; Malacalcyonacea; Xeniidae. The coding region runs from base 161 to 2965 and encodes 934 amino acids. The record is from RefSeq and is a predicted model, not a curated record.
AUAAAUAAUUGUGUUAAUUCAAGGUUAAUGCAACAGUCAAUUGAAACACCACAAAUGUUAAAUUGACUCUCCAGUCUAUGAGGUAUAGAGGCAGAAUCACGAGAAAGAAUUUUCAAAAUUGCCAUCUCCAGCUGCUAACAAAACAGUUGCUUAUUGUAAAAUGCACGAGAAUAUUAGACCAUCAACUGAAGGGUUGAACAUGGGAACAAAUUAUUCGCAUUCGACUCAUCAUUCAAAACCAAUAGUUGAAGAAAGUGGUGGACAAGCGAUCACUCAGUUCGAUGUGUUGAGUGGUGAGACUGCUAUUUUAAUACAAGAGGAAGACAAUGGUAGUAGUACUGUCAAUGAUUGUCAUUCGAAUCGUUUGAGCAGCAAUUACGGUUUGCUAUCUUCCCUAAAUUAUGUAAAGAUUUUCCUUACGAAAAUCUUCUGGGCUAUUGUAUCAUUUUUAUUAGCGCCAUACUUUUUGAUUGAGUCAAAACUACCGUGGUGUUCUGUUAAACAGGUUGCCGGCGUAGUAGAUCCUCACAAAUUGCUGACGUGUAAUCACUUGCCAAAUGUGAAAGAUGCUCUACUCCUGAUGUUGAAACUUGAAAAUUGCAAUCUGUGUCCAGCAAAAGUGAUGCAAAAAAUCGGGUUGUAUUACUAUAUUACAAAACUGGAGGAGGCAGUGUUAUCAAAAUUGGCCAUACUAUUGGCAAAACUAGCGUUGGGAAAGAAAAUAACUGAGGAAUUAAUCUCUAAAGUAAUGAAUGAUACCAAGGAUGAACUGCAAAAACCUGAUAGUUUGCUGCAAUGUGGUGAAGAACUUUCUGUAUUAAAAAAAGAGAACCUUUUAAAUACAAUAUUCCCUAAACCAACUUUGGAUGGACGGCUAUCGUUGGAAUAUGCAAAAAUUGCUUUUGAAAGUUGUAGGUGUAAAGCAGGAAUUUUACUUUAUCGCAUUGAUGAAAAGACUUAUUGUGCGAAUCUAAUAAGGGAUGAAAAUGGUAACGUGAAAAUUCACGACGCAACAAACGGUGGAGAUGAGCUUGUACAGUAUGAAAAUAUUCGUGAGGUGCAGGUUGUUGUUUUGGCUAAAGAAGCCGGUAAAGCUGUCAUCGUUGAAAAAUGGGCAGACUGCUCCUUGAUUUUUUGCAAAAAAGAACUUGAUGACAGUCAUGCAAAUAAUAGGAUGCGUGUUAAUAAGAAUAAAGACACAAAUGGAGAAGAAGCAAGACCUGCAAAGACACCGUUAGACAUGUCUGAAUGUUGUGAGCACUCAGUUUGUGCGACAAAUAUGACAAACAAGUAUUUGCAGUUGACCGAGAGCUUAAAACCAGUGGCUGUUGAUAGUGAAGGAAGCACAAUCUCUCAGUCCUGGAACCGCAAUCGUACUCCAAACACAUUUAAUGAAGGAGCGGACAGCCAAGUCGAUGAUUUGAGUGCAGGCAAAGAUUAUGCGGAUGGUGAGACUGUUGUUUCAAUACAUGAACUUGCAAAUUUUUGUCACGAAGACCUAAUUCCAAAUGACGAAUCCAAAAGGAAAUAUUUGUGGUCGACUGGUAAAGUCAAUAAUUGUCAUUUGAUUAGCAAUCACCUCUUUCCAUUACUCCCGGAUUAUGCAAAACGUUUCUCAGAGAGCACUAUGUUGUUUUUACAAUGGUUAUGGACUUUGAUUAUGUCAAAUCUACCAGGGCGCUGUAGUUGCAAGAACAUCUUCUGGUCUAUUAUAUCUAUUAUAUCUACGCUAUGCUUUUCAAUUAUGUCAAAACUACAAUGGUGUUCUGUUAAACAGAGCGUUUUGUCGUUUUUAAAAUGGUUAUGGACUUUGAUUAUGGCAAAAAUACCAGGGCACUGUGGUUGCAAGGUUUUACGCGUAGAUCCUGAAAAAGUACUUACGUGUAAGAUCUCAUCAUGUGGAAUAAAUGCGAUACUCGUGGCGCUAAAAGAUGAAAAUACAGGUUUAUGCCCGGCAAGGGUGUCCCAGAAAAUUAUUCAUUAUUUGUUCGACAUGCGAUUGGUGGAGAUAACAUGGAAAAAAUUGAACUCUGGAUGGAAGCAGACAGAGGAUUUGCUCUCUAAAGUAACAAGUGAACUGGCAGAUGUGUUGAAAAAAGAAGUUGUUUUAUUGUCAUGUACUAAGGUGCUUUCUUUGCUAGAAAAGGAAAAAUGUUUAGAUGUAAUAUACCCAAAACCGGAAAUGGAUGAACAAAUUUCGCUUGAAAAUGCAGAAAAAGCUUUUAAACUUUCUGGGCGCAAAGUAGGCAUUUUACUUUAUCAAACUGACGAAAUCUGUCAUUGUGAAAAUCUUAUCAGGGAUAAAAAUGGUGACGUGAAAAUUUACGACGCGACUACCGGAAGAGAUGACUUGAUACAGUUUGAAAAUGUUCGUGAGAUGCAGGUCGUUGUUUUGGCCAAAGAAGAUGAUAAAUUUGUCAUCGCUGAAAAAUGGUCCGAUUGCUCUUCGAUAUUUUGCAUAAAAGAACAUACUGACGUUUAUGACAAAAAUAUAAUUGGUGAUAAAAAUCUGAAAGAAACAAGUGAAGAAGAAACAAGGCCAAAGACACCAUCAGAAAUGAGCGAGUAUAGUGAAUCCUCUGCUCAAGAGUCAUGUGGGGGAAACACCGCUUUGCCAGUGGAAAACUUUUUCAAGUGGAAUUCAGUCAUACCACGUGGUUGUUAUUCAUCGAGCACACCUCCUUGUAACCAAAUAUUGUUUGAUGACCCUCAACAAUUUGGAAUGCAUGGUAAGCUUGGUAAUAAUCAAGCCCCUCGAGGACAAUCCAAUCUUCUAUCUCCUCUUCAUGGACUACUGAACUCUGACCAACCACCUUCGACUGCUCAAAUCACUCCAUCUUCAAGAUGGCAAGGACAACCAAUCCCAUGGCAAUUACAUGGAUAUACACCUCAACCUCCACCUUCCGUUUUUAAUUUUCAAGAUGCACCACUUACAAGGAACCAAACAAUGGUGCAAGCGUAUUGACAGUACCACUCCUGUUGCGUAGUUCCGACCCAUUAGGUUUUUAAUUUGUUUCCACCUUUUACUUGUGUUGUUCUGAGGAAUGCUGCAAUUUCAUGAGUAUAAUAAUACGAUUUUGCUGUUUUAAUUCUCUCUUUGGUUUUAUUCCUUCAUUAUAGAUGAUUCCUUGCCUUGUCAUAGGAAUGGCAUUUGUCGUUUAUAACUCAUAUCUCAUUUUAUUUUUCAUCUAUGGGCUGUAAAUUGUUACAGUCUUCUUUGAUAGAUUAGGGUCAAAAGCUUGCAUAAACUCUGUGCGAAUUCAUUCACAAACAGGCUGACCGAUUUAACCGAUCUUUAUUGAUAUAUGACAUUGAUAGAUUUAAAUCAUUAUAUUAACAUUACUUCGCAGCCCAAAGGCUGAAUUACAUUAUUUUUUAAGAAACAUUUUAGUCUUUAGUACCUUAAAUUCUAAUUCUACCUCUUCUCUGGUUUUCGACUUUGCAAAAUAAAUCAUUUGAAAUUUUGUUA